This is a messenger RNA of Corvus hawaiiensis (hawaiian crow), 1859 nucleotides long. It is a transcript of the gene SPR, whose product is annotated as sepiapterin reductase. The record is from RefSeq and is a predicted model, not a curated record. Gene Ontology annotation, biological process: tetrahydrobiopterin biosynthetic process. NCBI's taxonomy places the organism in Eukaryota, Metazoa, Chordata, Aves, Passeriformes, Corvidae. Bases 35 to 1099 code for a protein of 354 amino acids. The transcript is spliced from 3 exons. Gene Ontology annotation, molecular function: sepiapterin reductase (NADP+) activity.
GCGCUUUCCCACGCCCCCUCCGCUGGGUACCGGGAUGGAGCCGGGAUCGGGAGCGGGACCGGGAUCGGGGCCCUGGGCCGCCACCGCCUGCGUGGUGACCGGCGCUUCCCGCGGCUUCGGCCGCAGCCUGGCGCGGCUCCUGGCGCCGCAGCUCGGCCCCGGCUCGGUGCUGCUGCUGCUGGCGCGGUCCGCGGAGGCGCUGGCCGAGCUGGCGGCCGAGCUGCGCGCCGGGAGCGCCACCGGGAGCGCCACCGGGAGCGCCACCGGGAGCGCCGGGCUGCGGGUGCAGUGCGUGGCCGCCGACCUGGGCUGCGAGGAGGGGCUGCGGACGGCGGGCGCUGCCCUGCGGAAGCUGCUGCAGGACGCGUCCUUCGGCCGCCUGCUCCUCGUCAACAACGCCGGCUCCCUGGGAGACGUCUCCAAAUCCUUCCUGGACCUCACUGACCUGGAGGAGAUCAACACCUACUUCUCCUUCAACAUCAGCUCGGCGCUGUGCCUGACCUCCACAGCCCUGAGGGCCUUUGGGGCGCGGCCUGGCUGCAGCAGGACCGUGGUGAACAUCUCGUCGCUGUGUGCCCGGGAGCCGUUCCGGAGCUGGGCGCUGUACUGCGCCGGGAAGGCUGCCCGGGAUAUGCUGUUCCAGGCCCUCUGGACACAGACAUGCAGCUCCUGGCCCGGACCAAGACUGGAGACCCCGGGAUGCGCCAGCACUUCCAGAGGCUGCAGGAGAACGGGCAGCUCAUCGAGAGCUCCGUGUCGGCCCAGAAGCUGCUCCAGCUCCUGCAGGAGGACUCCUUUCCCUCUGGGGCACACGUGGAUUUCUACGACAUCUGAGCUCCUGCCAGCUCCACCUUUGCCUUCCUGCUUUGCUUCCUGCUGGGCCUUUUCCUGGUGCCUCCAGCAGGCCCUUGUGCAAAUCCUGGGGUCUGGGAAGCUUUUAAGAGACCCCUGUGUGCCUUAUGAACACCCCUGGUGCCCUGAGGGGGUUGGGAAGCAGCUCCUGCUGCUGAGCCCUGGCUGGCAGGGGCAGGAAUUCCUCAGCUCCCGGGGAUGGGGGAGCAGAGGUGGCUUUCCCAAGGGAAUGGCCCUGGGAGGUUAAGACGCUCCUGCACAGGAGUUUGUGGGGGCCAAGGGGUGCCCAGGCACACGAGGCCAGGGCAGAGAGGUCCCUGCCAGCCCCAGGAGGUCCCAGAGAAGCCAACAGCAGGGUGGGAGCUGAGUGUCCCCGUGUCUGUCCCCUUUGCCCCGCAGGAAAAAGUCCCCAAGGAGCCAUUCCUGGGGCUGGUGAUGUUCCCCCCGAGCCCCGACCCUGUCCCCUGCCCACCAGGGACCCCAAGUCCCCCUGAGGUGCUGGGGCUGUCUCUGGAGAUCUGUGGGUUAGGAUGCAGCAAAGCCUGUCCCAGUGGUUUUUCCAGGAAGGCCGGUAAUCCCCAGGAGAGGGAGCUGGCCUGGGAGGAAUUGGGAAUUUUGGGAGCCUAGCUGGGGUCACGAGCUCACAGAAACCUGGUCAGAGCAGGGAGACACAGCCCUGAGUUCCUGCCGUGCUCCUGUUGCAUGUUUUGGGUCCAAGCCUUGCUCUGGGGUUUCAUUCCCUUCCUUUUAAUUAUUUGUGGGGGUUUUUUGUCAUUUUCCCAUCAGAUUCCAGCAGCCACAGACACACAGAGAGUUCCCUUCUGGAAAGCUGAUGCAGGACAGUUGGUUUGGAGCCCAGUGGCACCCCCCAUGUGCCCUGGAAAUGCCCAGUGCCCCUCUGUGCCCCCUCCCUGCAGCCUCCACCCCAACCCUGCAGCUCAGAUUUUUGUCCCCCUGUCUCUCCACUCAUUAAAAGUUUCAAAAUCAUUAAAAUCGUUAGGAAUGUC